AUGGCUCAAGUCAAUCUGAAAGGAAAAGGGGCGAUUGUUACGGGGGGCGGCUCCGGCAUUUGUUUAUCCUUCGUCCAACACUUGUAUCGUGCUGGUUGUAACGUCCUUAUUUGCGAUCUUGGCCUCCAUCGCGAGGCGUUGGCAUGGCUUGACACGAUUCAAAAGAACACCACCGAUCCGUCACCCGGGCCACGGGUCGUCUUUUUGAAGACCGAUGUAUCGGACUGGAAGCAGCUAGAACAGGCGUUUGAAGGCUAUGCCAGGGAGUUUGGGGGCGUGCCGGAUGUGCUGUGCCCCGGGGCCGGCGUCUACGAGCCCUCGUUCAACAACUUCUGGAACGACCGCGACGACAGCUACUACCAGAUGCUGCGCAUCAAUCUAGAACACCCGCUCAAGAUGUCGCGCAUCGCCAUCAGGAAAUGGGUGCAGCGAAGCAAGCCCGGUAUCAUCGUGAACGUGUCCAGCACGGGAGCACAGAAGCCGAGCAUGCUUACGCCAUUGUACGGAGCAGCGAAACAGGGCGUCAGCAACUUCACCAGGGGCAUGGCGCGGCUGCAGGACAUGGAGAACAUCCGCGUGGUUGCCGUCGCCCCGGGUCCGACCAUGUCGCCUCUAAUGUACGACCACCCAGAGGCGAUGCGGUUCGUCGACCCCGAGAAGGACAAGUUAUCGCACCCGGACGAGAUUGGUCGAGGAAUGAUGGCCGUCGCUUUUGACCGGGAGAGGUUUCCCCCGGGAACGGUCCUCGAAGUCACCCAUCCUGAUCGUUGGAGGGAGGUCUUUUUGCUGAACGAUCCAGGCCCUGGGCCGCAUGCAUUCACUAGCAGAAAAGAAGAAGGCAUGGCAGAUGUCUACGCAGCGCUUGACACUGACAGGAAGAGUGCCGCCCAGUAG
Molecule: messenger RNA, 894 nt
Organism: Cladophialophora bantiana CBS 173.52
Lineage: Eukaryota; Fungi; Ascomycota; Eurotiomycetes; Chaetothyriales; Herpotrichiellaceae
Exons: 2
Coding region: 1-894 (297 amino acids)
Cellular component (GO): cytoplasm
Molecular function (GO): oxidoreductase activity, acting on the CH-OH group of donors, NAD or NADP as acceptor
Source: RefSeq, a predicted model, not a curated record